CGAUCAAUGGCUUCUACUCAAAGUUCAUACGCAGGUUUAGGAGAAGGGCAAUCCACCACGAGGCCUCCAUUAUUUGAUGGAACAAAUUACACAUAUUGGAAGGAGCGGAUGAGAAUUUUUCAUCCAAUCCAACAACUUUCUCCUAUGGAGAAUUAUCAAGAAUGGGGAAGAAGUGCCCAUGAAAAAAGUUGGGGAAACCACCGUUCCCAAAACCGAAGACGAAUACGAUGCGCAGGAUAUCAAGAAAAUAGAGAACAACGCCAAGGCUAUCAACAUUCUUUACUGUGCAGUAAAUCCGGACGACUACCGGAAAAUUUCAUGUUGUUCGACCGCUAAGGAUAUGUGGGACAAGCUCGAAAUCACAUAUGAAGGUACGAAUCAAGUCCGAGAAGCUAAGAUAGAUUUUCUAACCCAUGAAUAUGAAUUGUUUCGUAUGAAGGAGAAUGAGAAAACCGAUGAGAUGUUUGAACGAUUCUCCAAAAUCGUUAAUGAUCUCCAUGCUCUCAAGAAGACGUACACAGACAAGGAGCUUGUGAGAAAAAUCCUGCGAAGUCUCACACCGGAGUGGCGCUCCAAAGCCGAUGCCAUUCAAGAAUCCAUCGGCAUCACCAACGUCACCAUUGACGGACUUAGAGGUAAUCUCAAAACCUAUGAGUCUACCAUUCUUUAUCCCUCUCUAGGUGAACAAAAGAAGAAUGGGAUUGCCUUCAAGGCAUCUAAAAGCCAAGAACGUGCUAUGGAAGACUCGAGUGACGAAGACGAGUUCGGGAUCGUGCUCAAGAAAUUCCAUAAGUUCAUGAGCCAAGA
Messenger RNA from Cuscuta campestris, 807 nucleotides. The record is from the annotation of a GenBank genome assembly. Lineage: Eukaryota; Viridiplantae; Streptophyta; Magnoliopsida; Solanales; Convolvulaceae.